AUGAACGACGCGCUCUUAGACGAAGUUAGCGAUCCAUCUGACUGGACAGGCGCAUGGUCAGAGCUUCGACCACUUGAUACCAGUCUCCGAUGCGGUCUUUGCUACAAAAAAGCCUUUGAUGCAGAACUAGUUGCGCAGCCGGCACUUGAAGCCGCCGCAAAUCAUUGGCGUCAUGCGCGACGACUUCGGCCACGGAAACGUGCAGCAGUCGACGAUUUGGAUGGUGAGCAUGUUGAUUACCGUGCUCUGGAUGCAUCGACGUUGGUCCAGUGUCCAAUUUGCCAGCACGAAUUUGACGCGGCCACUCUCAAUGAACAUCUGGAUCGUGGAUGCGGUCUUGAUGACCCACAUCCAGCAUCGUCAUCGGCGUUGUCGUCGACAGCAUCGUCAAAAAUGGAUUCCUGGCUACGGAGGCCCUCCAUGACGCACCAACCAAGUCCUAAACGACUCACUCGUCCUCAGUACCAGCUCAAGUCGGAAAAAGAUCUACGCAAAAUGCUCGAGGCCCUGGAACUUCCGGCGAGUGGAACAAAGGAUCGUUUAAUUGAUCGGCACCGACAUUGGGUCAAUUUAUAUAACGCGAAUCUUGACGCCGCGCCUGCUUUGCGCGCCUCUAUACCAUCGCUACGAAAACAGCUUCGACAAUGGGAACGUGCGCAAGAUGAGUCUCUCUGCUCCAAAACGAUCACCACCGAAAAACAGGCGCAAUCAUGGCUUAAAGCGAAUCAGGAUACAUACGCGUCUCUAGCCGCUCAAGCACGAGCCACACUGCAUGCUUCUGAAACGAAGUAUUCUGCUGAUCCCUCAACUGGGGGUCAAGAUAGUAAUAUUCCUGGGCACUCAUAG
Malassezia globosa CBS 7966 is the source of this 846-nucleotide messenger RNA. RefSeq lists its product as uncharacterized. Bases 1 to 846 code for a protein of 281 amino acids. Gene Ontology annotation, molecular function: single-stranded DNA binding; ubiquitin protein ligase activity. NCBI's taxonomy places the organism in Eukaryota, Fungi, Basidiomycota, Malasseziomycetes, Malasseziales, Malasseziaceae. The transcript has 4 exons. Gene Ontology annotation, biological process: DNA damage tolerance; protein monoubiquitination. Gene Ontology annotation, cellular component: nucleus; Rad6-Rad18 complex. The record is from RefSeq and is a predicted model, not a curated record.